AUGGUGCAGAAAUCCCGCAAUGGGGGAGUCUAUCCGGGGCCCAGCGGAGAGAAGAAACUCAAGGUGGGCUUCGUUGGGCUGGAUCCCGGGGCCCCCGACUCCACCCGGGACGGGGCGCUGCUUAUCGCCGGCUCGGAGAGCAGCAAACGCGGCAGCAUCCUCAGCAAGCCCCGCUCGGGCGGCGCCGGCACUGGCAAACCCCCGAAGCGCAAUGCCUUCUACCGCAAGCUGCAGAAUUUCCUCUACAACGUGCUGGAGAGACCCCGCGGCUGGGCCUUCAUCUAUCAUGCCUAUGUGUUCUUGCUGGUUUUCUCCUGCCUGGUGCUGUCAGUUUUCUCCACCAUCAAGGAGUAUGAGAAGAGUUCAGAAGGUGCCCUCUACAUCUUGGAAAUCGUCACCAUUGUGGUUUUUGGAGUGGAGUACUUUGUGAGGAUCUGGGCUGCUGGCUGCUGCUGUCGCUACCGGGGCUGGAGGGGAAGACUGAAAUUUGCUCGGAAACCCUUCUGUGUCAUCGACAUCAUGGUGCUGAUAGCCUCGAUUGCUGUGUUGGCUGCGGGGUCCCAGGGCAAUGUGUUUGCCACUUCAGCCCUUCGGAGUUUGAGAUUCUUGCAGAUUCUGAGGAUGAUUCGAAUGGAUCGAAGAGGAGGCACCUGGAAACUUCUUGGUUCAGUGGUGUAUGCCCAUAGCAAGGAGCUGGUCACUGCCUGGUAUAUUGGUUUCCUCUGUCUCAUCCUGGCAUCGUUCUUGGUGUACUUGGCAGAGAAAGGCGAAAAUGAUCACUUCGACACCUAUGCAGACGCACUUUGGUGGGGCCUGAUUACUUUGACUACCAUUGGGUAUGGCGAUAAGUAUCCCCAGACGUGGAAUGGAAGACUGUUGGCUGCUACUUUCACUCUCAUUGGAGUCUCCUUCUUUGCUCUCCCUGCUGGAAUUUUAGGUUCAGGGUUUGCUCUGAAGGUCCAAGAACAGCAUCGUCAGAAGCACUUUGAGAAGAGACGAAAUCCUGCAGCCGGCCUGAUUCAGUCCGCUUGGAGAUUCUACGCGACUAACCUCUCUCGGACAGACCUCCACUCAACCUGGCAAUACUAUGAGCGCACCGUCACCGUCCCCAUGUACAGCUCGCAAACACAAACUUACGGGGCCUCCAGACUGAUUCCACCUCUCAACCAGCUGGAACUUCUCCGAAACCUUAAGAGCAAAUCUGGACUCACUUUCAGGAAAGAACCUCAGCCUGAGCCAUCACCAAGUCAGAAGGUCAGUUUGAAAGAUCGUGUCUUCUCCAGUCCCCGAGGCGUUGGUGCCAAGGGGAAAAGUUCUCCGCAGGCCCAGACUGUCCGGAGGUCACCCAGUGCAGACCAGAGCAUUGAGGAUAGCCCAAGCAAAGUGCCCAAGAGCUGGAGUUUUGGGGAUCGAAACCGAGCUCGGCAAGCAUUCCGGAUCAAAGGUGCAGCAUCAAGGCAGAACUCAGAAGAAGCAAGUCUCCCGGGAGAGGACAUUGUGGAUGACAACAAAAGCUGCAACUGUGAGUUUGUGACGGAAGAUUUGACUCCAGGUCUGAAAGUCAGCAUCAGGGCAGUGUGUGUCAUGCGCUUCCUUGUUUCCAAACGGAAGUUCAAGGAGAGCCUGAGGCCAUAUGACGUGAUGGAUGUCAUUGAACAGUACUCAGCUGGACACCUGGAUAUGUUAUCCCGGAUUAAAAACCUUCAGUCCAGGAUAGAUAUGAUUGUGGGUCCCCCACCCCCUUCAACUCCCCGGCAUAAGAAGUACCCAACCAAAGGACCCAAAGAAUCACCCCAAUACUCGCCUAGAGUGGACCAGAUUGUUGGACGGGGCCCAGCAAUUACUGACAAGGACCGUACAAAAGGGCCAGCAGAAGGGGAGCUACCUGAAGACCCCAGCAUGAUGGGCCGCCUUGGGAAAGUAGAGAAACAGGUUCUCUCCAUGGAGAAGAAGUUGGAUUUCCUGGUCAACAUUUACAUGCAGCGGAUGGGCAUCCCUCCAACAGAAACUGAAGCCUACUUUGGUUCUAAGGAACCAGAACCUGCCCCUCCCUACCAUAGUCCAGAGGAGAGCCGGGAGCACAUUGACAAGAAUGGCUGUAUCAUCAAGAUCAUCCGCUCCACCAGCUCCAUGGGGCAAAAGAAUUUCUCUGCCCCUCCAGCACCGGCCAUGCCUUCUAACACAUGCCCCCCAUCUACUUCAUGGCAGCACCAAGCCUAUCAGCGACAGAGCCAUGGGUCCUCUCCAGUAGGAGAUAAUGGCUCUUUAGUCCGAAUCCCCCCACCGCCAUCCCAUGAGCGGUCCCUGUCUGCCUACAGUGGGGGUAACCGGGCUAGUAUGGAGUUCCUCCGUAAUGAGGACAUGGCUGCCAAGCACCAUGAGAGUGCCUUGAGGGACAGCGACACCUCAAUCUCUAUCCCCUCAGUGGACCAUGAGGAACUAGAGCGUUCCUUCAGUGGCUUUAGCAUUUCCCAGUCCAAGGAGAACUUAGACAUGCUGAACAGUUGCUACGCAGCCGUGGCCCCUUGUGCGAAAAUCAGACCCUACAUUGCAGAAGGGGAAUCGGACACUGAUUCUGACCUUUGCACACCCUGUGGCCCCCCGCCACGGUCAGCCACCGGGGAGGGCCCCUUCAGUGACAUGGGCUGGUCAGGCCCUCGAAAAUGAAGCACUUGCUACCCAACCAGCUGUUGGUUCACAUUGUCCACAUGUUGAACUCUUUUUCCAGGGGACUGACC
Molecule: messenger RNA, 2738 nt
Organism: Trichosurus vulpecula (common brushtail)
Lineage: Eukaryota; Metazoa; Chordata; Mammalia; Diprotodontia; Phalangeridae
Gene: KCNQ2
Product: potassium voltage-gated channel subfamily Q member 2
Exons: 17
Coding region: 1-2667 (888 amino acids)
Biological process (GO): potassium ion transport; transmembrane transport
Cellular component (GO): membrane
Molecular function (GO): voltage-gated potassium channel activity
Source: RefSeq, a predicted model, not a curated record